AAAAUUCUAGAGAAUGAAUGGGAACGCUUCCAUUUGUUUCCAUUCCGAUAAAUACUCCUCACCGUUUCUUACGAUCUUCCAUUCUCAAUCACCGCUUCACCCUCCCAUCUUCCAAUUCCAUCCACACUCUAACAUAAGGUGCGUUUAGUAUUGAAAAUCAAGUGCAGUUGGGAAGAAGAUUUCAUAACUGAAGUUUUAGCGAAAUUCAUCAAGAUGGCUGAUGAAUCUGUAGCUAUCCCAAUUAUGGGAAAGGAAGAGAAGACAAAGGUUGAAGUUGAGUCUGAGGUUGUUAAGGUGGAUGAUGAGGUGGAGAAAGAAAAGCAUGAGGUUAAGAUCAAGAGCAAGGAGGCAAAAUAUGAAGAUGGAAAGAAAGAGAAGACAGAGGUGGAGGUUCAACUCAAGAGCUCAUCAGGGAGGAAAGAGAAGAUGAAAGAUGUUGAGAAUGAAAAGGAGAAGAAGAAAGAAGAGAAGCAGAAGAAGAAGGAUGAAGGCAAAGAUGAAAAAGAAGCAAAAAAGAAGCACAAAGAUGAGGAUGGAGCAGAGAAGGAAACAGAAGUGAAGAAGAAGAAGAAGGAAAAGGAAAAGGAAGAGGAGAAGAAAGAGAAAAAAGAUGAAAAGAAACAUAAGAAGAAGAAGGAAGUUGAGGAUGAUGAAGAGUGUGAAAAAGAAGAGAAGAAACAGGAAAAGGGUAAGAAGGAUAAAGAGAAGGAGAAGGGUAAAGGUGGUGAUGCAGUGGAAGAUAAGAAGGUGAAGAAAGGAAUUGGGAAUGAAGAAGAAGAAGACGAUGAUGAUGAUGGUAAAGAAGAGAAGAAGAAGAAAAAGAACGAAGAGAAGGAAAAGAAGAAGAAGGAGGAGAAGAAAAAGGAAAAAGGUGGGAAAGAGAAAGAGAAAAGAGAGAAGAACAAAGUAGAAGAUGAAGAAACGGAGGAGAAGGAUGAAGUAGACGAAGAUGAAACGAAGGGAAAGAAGGAGAAGAAGAAGAAAGAGAAGGAAGAUGAAACGAAGAGCAGAAGUAGGGAAAUAGAGAUAGAAAUAGAAAUAGAAGUAGAAGAAGAAGCAGGUGAGAAGGGAGGUUGUAGAGGAGGAGGAGGAGAAGAGGAGAAGGAUAACGAGAAGAAAAACAAGAAAGAUAAAGAAGAAAAGAAGAAGAAAGUAGAAGAGAAAAACAGAAGUAGAGAUGUGGGGAAAUUGAAACAGAAACUAGAGAAGAUGGAUGUUAAAAUCAAUGCCUUGCUCGACAAGAAGGCAGACAUUCUGAGGCAAAUAAAAGAAAUUGAAGACGCAAAUUCCAACAUUGUUGCUGCUGCUGCAAAACCUACGGAAGAAGUGGCAUAACUUUGGUGGGAGUUGUUGAUUGUUGGGGGAUGUAUUGUUGUUGUUCCAAGGUUUAUACAGUAUCUUAUCUUCUCUGUUGUUUCAACGAGUGUUGUAUUGUAUUGUAUUGUAGUGUAUUGUAACAUACACAUGUUUAAUGGACAGUGAUUAUUGUUUCUUUUA
Messenger RNA from Cucurbita moschata (crookneck pumpkin), 1497 nucleotides. Its product is annotated as cilia- and flagella-associated protein 251-like. Bases 214 to 1335 code for a protein of 373 amino acids. Lineage: Eukaryota; Viridiplantae; Streptophyta; Magnoliopsida; Cucurbitales; Cucurbitaceae. The transcript is spliced from 3 exons. The record is from RefSeq and is a predicted model, not a curated record.